AUGGUUACCACUUCACAGAAAACGAUGCUGAAGGAUUUAGAUGGGUUUUAUCCAUUCAGAGAACAGGCACUGUCCAGAAAGUGGAUCGUCUCUGAGGGUGGCCCAUUUCAUGCCGACUACAUCAAUACUCGAUUGGGUUUAUUCAGCGCACUCAUUUUUCGUAGUAUUACAUUUCACACAGCAUCGGUUACUCACCAUAGUGGUCAGUUUGAUAAUAUUGUCACUUGGAGUGACUUUAGACGGAAUCAUCAAGACAAACCUGAGUCAUGGUUUUGCAGUAAUACGGCGUACAGACCAACAAAAGGCCGGUCAACUACAAAUGUCUCUGAACUUUGGAAAUUUAGCAAACAUCUUUACAAUCUUCUACACUCAUCCACAAAACCAUUAUUCUACAAAAUUGUUCAAGAACUAUGUACCCUCACAAGCUGGGGCAUUCUUACCUCAUAUCUCUGCACCGUUGACUUGGUGUUUGCUCAAGUCUUGGAUGCAAGCGAUGAUGACAUAGCGGAAUUCAUUGUGGAGGCAGGAAAGGGAGCGUACAAUACCCUCAAAAAGCUUGGUUUCUCUGGAAUAGCAUUGGAGAUGAAGUAA
Molecule: messenger RNA, 591 nt
Organism: Marasmius oreades (fairy-ring Marasmius)
Lineage: Eukaryota; Fungi; Basidiomycota; Agaricomycetes; Agaricales; Marasmiaceae
Exons: 1
Coding region: 1-591 (196 amino acids)
Source: RefSeq, a predicted model, not a curated record